AUACAGAUGAAGUCUGGUGGGUGGUUGGCCCAUCCAUGUUCCUCUUCUUCCUCCUCCGACUCCGACCCGCAGCCGCAGGAACCCAAGAGGAGAUCGGAAGAAAGAGAGAGAGAUUGAGGAGGAGGAGGAGGAGGAGCCAUGGCUGCGGUGGUGCGUGGCGUGUUGAACGGCAUCCGGGAGAAGGGCCUCUCCAACUUCCUCCGCCAUGCCCGCGACGAAGGCUACUUCAAAUGCCUUCUGGAUGGAAACCUCUUGCAAACUAAAAUCCACAAUAUCGGCGCCACACUUGUAGGAGUAGACAAGUUCGGCAACAAAUAUUAUGAAAAACUACAUGACACUCAGUAUGGAAGGCACAGGUGGGUAGAAUAUGCAGAGAAAGGGCGCUACAAUGCAUCCCAAGUGCCCCCUGAAUGGCAUGGAUGGCUGCACCACAUCACCGACAGCACUGGGGACGAGCUACUGGAGCAGAAUGCUAAAGCGUACAUCGUGGAUCACAAGGAGAACUUCUCCGGCGAGGGUGAGGAACUGAUCUACCACUCCAAGGGGCAUGCUCUAAACCCAGGACAAAGGGACUGGACGAGGUACCAGCCGUGGGAACCAAAGAAAGAAGAGGCAACCUAAUUAAGGCACUGAUCCAGUGUGUCAUUUGAUUUGGUGUCUAAAACAACAGUCAGCCGGCUCGGUGGGCUGAAUCUGAAUAAUGUUGUCUUGAGGAUUGUUUACCUGAGAAUGGAAGAACAUGAUGGAGUUUUAAUUCCCAUAUGAUAUGUUUGUUUAUUUUUGAUGGAGCGGAGCGUCGUCCCCAUUGAAUGGACGAGGGUUGAAUGCUGGUUUGCUGAAAUGAAAUAUUGUCGAUUGUCUGGA
Molecule: messenger RNA, 864 nt
Organism: Oryza sativa Japonica Group (Japanese rice)
Lineage: Eukaryota; Viridiplantae; Streptophyta; Magnoliopsida; Poales; Poaceae
Product: probable NADH dehydrogenase [ubiquinone] 1 alpha subcomplex subunit 12
Biological process (GO): mitochondrial respiratory chain complex I assembly; response to oxidative stress
Cellular component (GO): membrane
Source: RefSeq, a predicted model, not a curated record